Molecule: messenger RNA, 1165 nt
Organism: Anneissia japonica
Lineage: Eukaryota; Metazoa; Echinodermata; Crinoidea; Comatulida; Comatulidae
Product: junctional adhesion molecule C-like
Exons: 6
Coding region: 218-1165 (315 amino acids)
Biological process (GO): homophilic cell-cell adhesion
Cellular component (GO): plasma membrane
Molecular function (GO): calcium ion binding
Source: RefSeq, a predicted model, not a curated record
CGAGUUUAUGGCACUCGUACACUGGACUACAUGCAAGGAGUAUCACUUUUAUUAGCUAACACUACAGGAUUGUCAUUGUGUCUGGUGUCCGGGUCUAUCUAGUACAAGAUAUACCGUACUAUAUACGGUGUGUACCACUGUGUCUGGAUAUAUUAUAUUUCUGGAGUAUUAUCGCCUAGGAAGACAUCUCAUUGGAUAAAGAUGUGCAUGCAACAAGAUGUCAACACUUUUUGUUACAUCUUCGCUUUUAUUCAGUGUUUUUAGUGUAUGUUCUGCUGUAAUUGUCACUGUAUCUGUUGAUGGACAUGCUUUUGAAGGCCAGGGAACACGAUUAGUUUGUACUUUAAAAAGAAAUAAUUCUUCAAAUACUAAUAUUCCAAGAAUUACAUGGGAAAAGAUUGUCAACGGCUCACCUACCACAAUAGUGCAGUACCAGAGUUCAGCUACUUAUGUCAAUCCGACUUAUAAUGAUAGAUUUAGUGUUGUAAAAAAUGACCCUCAACACACUCUUGUUAUUGAUAACACAAACAGAACUGAUGAUGGCACAUAUAAAUGCGAUGUUGCUCUGAUUGAUGAUGUACCUUCAGACGCAUCUGAUGAUGUCACAAUAAGUGUUGCAUAUCUUUCAUAUCCAACACUAGUUACUGAAAGUAUGACAUUGAAUGAGGGUGAUACUGCCACUUUUACAUGUGUAUCAGGAGAAGGAAACCCAGAACCCAGAGUCACAUGGUUGAAAGAUGACAAAAUUCUUAACGUUCCAUUUGAAACAUCAUUGGUGCUAAAUGUUGUGACUAAAAGUGAUGAGGGAAAUUAUACAUGCAGAGCUGAAAAUGAUGUAUUAACUGGAACUAAUGGAAAAAUUAGCAGAGAGACUGCAACACUAACAGUAAUAAGUGUUGACUAUUGCAUUUCCAGUCCAUGUGAAAAUGAAGGGAAUUGUAUACCUUCUUAUUCUGACUUUACAUGUGAAUGUAAACCAGGCUACAGUGGGAGAUAUUGUGAAAAUGAUUAUUCUGGUGCAGCCUGUUCUAGUAGUACAGGUUUGACAAUUGGUAUGUUCUUUGUGGGCAUCAUUGUUGGAGCCUUCGGAGUAAUUGGUGGAUUGAUUAGCUACACUAGGAUUAAACAGGUUUGUCAGAUACCAAAACAAAUUUCAGUAGUAUGA